Somion occarium is the source of this 934-nucleotide messenger RNA. The record is from the annotation of a GenBank genome assembly. Lineage: Eukaryota; Fungi; Basidiomycota; Agaricomycetes; Polyporales; Cerrenaceae.
UGAAUCGGGUGCGCCCGUCGAUUGUUGGCAAUGGGAAUGUGCGCUGGGUGGUAUUGCAGUCGUCCAACCAUGUCUGGAAAUGCAUCUUCCGUAGGUUUAGUUGGAAAUUGGCGUCAUUGCCAACAUGCGCUAAGGAUGCAGAGUAGUCAACCCAAGGUGCUUUCGGCUUGUCUUCGUUGUCUCCGAUGGUGCUACCUCUCACGCACUCAUCUUUGCGGAUAUCAACUAUCCUUCUCCGCUCCCCUGUGGAGGAUAUUGUGUAAUUCGUAUGUAUUUAUCUCCACAGGGCGUCACGUCAAGAAUGGCACGAGGCGGAAUGCUUUCGUAUAAAUAUCCCCCCAAAACUCACGUAUUCUUCAGAACCGCUAACACAUAUUCACAUCCUGAACCAUGUCUCUCGAAUCCGGUCUCUACCAAAUUACCUCCGCGUGGGGUGACAAGCCUUUCGUCGGUCGCGAUUGGGUGGAGGAUUUAUCAUUGAUGCCCAAACGCAUCAUAACCAUUCCGACGUCUUCACAAGCUCCUCGGCCUUGGGUCGUGCAGAAGGUUGAGGACGAUAGGUACAUCUUGAAGGCUACGGAUGCGCCGACCGCUAUCAUCGAUGAUAAGGUGUUCGCUGUGCUUUUGGAUGUUCCUCCUGCUGAGGAAUGGCUCAUCACUGCCGUCCCCCAGAGUGGCGAAGACGCAUACAUCAUUGAGAAGAAAGAUCGUCAAGCUGGUUGGGUCAUCCCAGAUGUUGAAGAGCGCACCCAGGUUGUAGUUCGCCCCUUGAUUGUGGGGCCGAGCUAUCCUCCCUUCUAUCCUCCUAACCAGGUGUUCAUCAUUAAGCCCGUCUUAUUAGACUAGUCACUUGUUUGUUAACUGCAUGUAGUGUCUCCAUUGUCUGUGGUGCAGGUAGCUGAAGCACCUCAAAUAGAUUUGCCUUCUUAGAUUC